AUGGAACAAGAUGUCAUAAAUUUGAAAAACCAUACUACUCAAUAUAAAGUACUGAAAGAUGAAGAGAUAAAACAAAAAGCCCUGAAGACAUAUAUGGAUAGCGAUGAGUAUAAAAAAGAAGUUGAAGCAAAUGUAAAGGCAGAAAAACUUUUACAGUUGCAAAACCAAACCGUACAGUAUGAAAACUUAGCACAAGAAAGUAAAAAUAACGACGCAGCCAUGCAAAAGGCAAUGAAAAGCGCAGAAUAUAUAAAAGCUAACAAUGACUGGUUAGAUGCCCAAGCCAACGCUAAAGCAGCCCAACUUAUAGGGUCAAUAAGGACAAAAAUACAAGCGGAUGAAGACAGUUCAAAUGAAGCUUUAAUGAAUGCUGACUUUAAGAACGCCUUCGAAGCUCUUCAUAGUAAGGUGAAACUAGUGAACGACUUCUCAUCUGGAAAGAAACUGAAGUCUGAAGGUUUCGACAAAGAGUUAAGAGAAGUAGCACAAAAUAUGACGAAAAUAACAGAUGCAGCAACGAGACAGGCAGUUCAAAGUGCCUAUGACGCCGUUAGAGCAACUGUUGUGGAAAGUCAAGAAAAAGAGUUACAACAGACCAAAACAGACCUAGUAAAUGCUUUCUUAAAAACGAAAAGUCAGGUAGGACAUUAUGCUGCAGAUGGAACAUAUGUGCCAGCUGGUGGAACUUAUAUACCACCAAACCCUCCAAGAGAAGCACCUGCACCAGGACUACCUAAAACAUUUACAUCGUCACAUGGACACAGACACAGGCAUGCACCAAAACCAACACAACAACCAACAGUUCAAAAUCCAGCACCACAACCAACAGUUCAAAACACUGCACCACAACCAACAGUUCAAAACACUGCACAGCAACAACCACAAACAGAGCAAGGACAUAAAAGAA
Molecule: messenger RNA, 907 nt
Organism: Trichomonas vaginalis G3
Lineage: Eukaryota; Parabasalia; Trichomonadida; Trichomonadidae
Product: kinase-related family
Exons: 1
Source: RefSeq, a predicted model, not a curated record